UCGAUAUAUCGAAAUUUGUUUGCUUUUUGCUUUCAAGAAUUCUGGCGCAAUUUAUUAAUGUUUAUUUUUUAUCUUUAAUUUAUUGGUUUCUUUUAUUGAUAUUAGUGUAAUUAACAGUGUAAUUCUUGAAAUGUCUUCUACUGGACGUGGCGCUUUAAUUGUUAUAGAGGGUAUUGAUCGGGUCGGUAAGUCAACUCUUUGUGAACGAUUACGUUCUACAUUAGCCUCUAAUAACAAAAACAUUGAAUUGAUGCGAUUUCCAUUUCGUGGGACAAAAAUUGGUAAAUGUAUUGAUGAUUAUUUAUCUGGUACAAGCAAACAAUGUGACGAAGUAAUACAUUUACUUUUCUCUGCAAAUCGAUGGGAAAUGAAUGGAAUAAUGAAACAAAAAAUACUUUCCGGAAUUACUUUGAUUGUUGAUAGAUAUGCUUAUUCUGGUGUUGCAUACUCAGCAGCUAAAAUGACUUUAUCACUUGAUUGGUGUAAAGCUCCAGACAGAGGUUUAAUUAAACCAGAUUUGACCGUUUAUUUAACCGCUGAUCCAGAAGUGUUAGUCUCACGUCCAGGUUUCGGUGACGAGAUUUAUGAAAAGCAAGAAUUUCAAAACAAAGUUGCGUCCAUGUAUGAUCAUUUGAAAGAGGAUGAUUGGAAAAUUGUUGCUGCCAAUGGAAGUCCAGAGGAUGUAUUGCAAAACGUAUUAUCGGAUGUUGAAGAAACAAUUGAAAAAGUUAAACAGAAAGAAAUUUCAAGCCUUUGGAUUAAUUAAUGUACUUUAUUUUUUUGUAGUCAAAAAUAAUAAAUACACAAGUUCUCAAAAUAAAAUAUGAGUGAAUGAA
Tetranychus urticae (two-spotted spider mite) is the source of this 836-nucleotide messenger RNA. RefSeq lists its product as uncharacterized. Gene Ontology annotation, biological process: dTTP biosynthetic process; dUDP biosynthetic process; dTDP biosynthetic process. Gene Ontology annotation, molecular function: ATP binding; dTMP kinase activity; nucleoside diphosphate kinase activity. The record is from RefSeq and is a predicted model, not a curated record. Gene Ontology annotation, cellular component: cytosol; cytoplasm; nucleus. Lineage: Eukaryota; Metazoa; Arthropoda; Arachnida; Trombidiformes; Tetranychidae.